Cladophialophora psammophila CBS 110553 is the source of this 3039-nucleotide messenger RNA. RefSeq lists its product as uncharacterized. Gene Ontology annotation, cellular component: nuclear pore; nuclear pore outer ring. Gene Ontology annotation, molecular function: structural constituent of nuclear pore. Bases 1 to 3039 code for a protein of 1012 amino acids. The record is from RefSeq and is a predicted model, not a curated record. The transcript has 3 exons. Lineage: Eukaryota; Fungi; Ascomycota; Eurotiomycetes; Chaetothyriales; Herpotrichiellaceae. Gene Ontology annotation, biological process: regulation of DNA-templated transcription; mRNA export from nucleus; protein import into nucleus.
AUGGCCCCUAUUACGAGAUCUUCUGUCCAUGGAAGGCAGUCCCAGUUGGACAACCGCAGGAUCGUCGAAGAGUCCCAUAUGCCUGACGAAGACCAAGAGAUGGCCGGCCAAGACGAAGAAAUGUCUGUUCACGAAGGUGCGACGAACCAAAAUAAUUUUCUUCUCACUCAGCAAGAUGUCACGAACUCUACCACGCUCGAGACGCAGCCAGGAUCCAACAUGCUGAUCGACACCCUAGAUGCGCAGUCACCCUUCAGAUCCUCUGCGCAGGAGAUGCUUCGCCCUCUUCAAGACACUGCCGAUCGAGUGAGCAGGCAAGUCGAGGAGUUUGCAAAGGCUCUAGACAGAUUUGUGUCUACCCGAGAGCCCACCGAUGAGUCUCUCUGGGAGGAUGCCUUGGUCCUGUUAGAGCGUUACAGCAAGAUUGCGGACAUUCAAAAAUCAAGGACAACUACGGAGGAGUCUGCGGGAGAACUGGAAAAGACGCAGCUCGAAUCCGAUUUGUGGAUUUUGGUCAGGAACCUGCUCUACUGCAAUUCUCCGCCCUCCCUCAAUGAUGCCCAGAUUGCCCGAGAAUCGAGGUUGGGUGGUCUGCAUCGCUACUCAAGCAAUGUUGAAAUCUGGACUGCAUUCCUCGACUCCGAUGCCGCUGCACAGGAGUAUGAAACCAUCCUGGCGUGGCUGCAAGAGAGGGCUUCCGAGACAUCACCUCCUAUUGAAGACUGCACGCGCAGUCUAGCUGAGAAGUCGGAACGUGGAGAUGGCAUUUGGAGCGCCGGACCUAUUUUCACACAGGCCGCCAUCAAGCAGCAGAAGCGGACCCGAGUUUGGUCACUACCGUUGGAACCUUCAAAUCCUGGACUGAACCGGACCCACGUUCGCAAAGGCGACCAGAAACCCCUUGUCGCUCAGCUGGAUCCUGAUGCGCCAACUAGAGAGUCGGCUGUACUUCAAGAACAAGAUGAAUUCCACGAGCAGGCCGCCUGGCAAACAUACUGGGAAAUGCUGCGCAGGGGAUACAACAAUAGCCAGAUUCAGCCAUGGUUCGCAGAACGGAAAGAAGUCUGGCGGUAUGCAACCAUUUGUAGCUGUGGUCCACAUGCUGAACAAAUGGAGAAUUCACCCUGGUUGCGCAUUCUGAAUUUGGCCUCAAAUUCCGAAUGGUUGAAGCGUUGCGAGGUACUGGCUCAAAAUCCAGCUAUCCAAGACCAGUUUCAGAAAGCCGUAUACGGUAUACUUUGCGGUGAUGUUGGGGCUUCCAAAUCUGCAACUAGGACGAUUGAUGAUAGUCUGUUCUCUAUUUUCAAUUCCCUUCUUAUCCAGAGAUACCAGCACUAUCUUCAAGCCUACAGAAAGAGGCUGACAGGUACGGCCACCACUGAAUACCGACCCCAGCCACCUUCCACCGCCGAAGUCCAGCAGUAUGUCGCCCUUGCUCGGACAAAUCCAACUACGAAGGACGAAUCUCAAGAACCGCACAAGUUGAUGGAACUGGCCAUUGUCUCAAAAGACUUCGACAACUUCUUUGUGAACAUGGGCAGGGCUGCUGCUCGCAUCGCACAUACCACAGGUCAGGGAUCCCACCUCAUGACUAGAAGCGAAACCGAGAGUAGUGAAGUCGCCAAGCUGAAUGCUCAGGACCAAGACUGUGUCCGGAUGGUUGCCCAUCUUCAGUUGCUGUUACGGUCUCUGGGCUUGUUGCGAUCUUCAUACGACGAACACGAAUACGAACUUGAAAACAACAUUGCAGCUUACAUCGGACUGUUAGAAAAUUGGGGCAAGUGGCUUCUCAUUCCUCUUUAUGCGUCUAAGCUGUCCAAGAAGAGAAGUUACCACGUCCUGGGGGCCAUCUUGAUCAAUGUCACAGAUCGGCGUGAAAGAGAUUUGCAAGUAAAGCUGAUGAAGCAAUACAAGAUCAACGUGUCAGAAGUCACCUACGGCAUUUUCUCUCUUGCCAAUUACUCGGACCUCCAGGAACUUCGAAGGUAUAAACAUGGUCCGAUACCUGCCAAAAUCACUCUCUUGGGCGGUUCAGGCAAGUUGGCACAGUACAAAAUUCGACCUAGCUUGAUGACAGGCGAGGUGACUGAGGCAGACGAGAAGGCGGUCAGGAGCGUUGAGUGGAUCCGGUACGUUGAUGCUGAAAACUGGGGUGCAGCUGCCUGGUCUGUUGCGGUACUCUACAAAGUUUUCUUGAUCGAAGGGAAAUUUAUCGCCAUGCGUCAACUGCUUGACCGCGUUCGUCUCUCGGAGAUGUCACUUGCUGCCGUGGGGAUGAACCUGUAUUUCGCCGACGCAGAUCCACCGAUAAACACCGUUGAAAGCGAGGCAGAGAUGGAUGAAGAUCGUGUGACUCCCAUGAGCAGCCCGACUAGGAGGAGAAAGGCAGCUAACUCAGACCAUCCUUUGUUGAGGGCUGGGACUGAUCGGCAAACGUUGGCGUUAAAAUCACUGAUUUGGAAACAACUGGAACAACUUGUGGCUGCCAUUGAUGCUUUGGACAUCUUCCAAGAGGUAGCAGACGGUCUCGAACAACACCGAACAAACCCCUCGGUUGCGCGAAACUACAAGCGCGACUUGAAGCGGGCUCUGGAGCAACUUCGACAGGACAUGCUCCCACUAUUUGACAAUGACUUUCUUUGCCUGCCUCAAGAUGAUAUGGAAGCCGUGGUCCUGAACGAUAUACGCAACCACUACAUCCCCGAAUGUAUCCUCGCCUACAACAGUGCUUUGUGGUUUGCAGGCCACUUCUCUUCUCGUGCUUGGCUUGUUGAAUGCAUGACCUUAGCCCAAGUGGUUGCGGAGACUCCCAUGCUAACCAACGCCUUUGUGGAAAGUGGAAGAAUGAAGGAACUAGUUCGGGCGUUUGCGGUUGACAGCCAAGCGCUCCUGCAAGCAACAGAGCAAGGUGCUUCUGGUGGUGCCGGGGUAAGUGCCAGUCGAGCGAAAAAGAUCAAGACGGAUAAAGGGAAUGCGGAUAUCUGGAAGGUGUCGUGGAAGGAAGAGACUGGACCAUUGGAUCUGGACGCGAUGGACUAA